CAUUCUAGUAAUUACUAGAAUAAUUCUAAUAACUUAGUAAUUACUAGAAGGAAAUCCGAGAUGGUGUAUUUUACUUAAAAACCAACCUUUAAAGCAUUAACCACUAAUUUGCCAUUACCUUUUAAUUUUCCAUUUAAUAAUAAAAUAGAUUUUGUUCAAAAGAAAUAAAUAAAAUUAAAAACAAAAAACUCUGUUCUUUUCUAGUUUACGACAAAAGAACAGAACACGGGUUCUUCUUCUCUAGUUUGUGAAGUGAGAGAACCUCCAUCAAAGGAGGUCCGACAAAUCUUUCUCUGAGACCUCUUUCUCCAUUCUUCAUUACAGUCUCUUCCACUGUGUAUCAGCUUCAUCUCUUUCCUCUUCCAUCAUAACUCAAUCUUGCCGGAGGAGAUUGUUGAAGAACUCGAUCCGCCAUCAAUUCUCUGUUACUUAAUCAGUGACACCCAAAUCAAAGGUAAUUCUCUGUUACUCUAUCGGUCGGAUUGAUUGCAAGUUGACCCUAAAUCCCCAAUUGAAAUUUUUUUUUGACGGCCCCAAAUUGAAAUUUGAAAACCCUAAUUUCUAAAUUGAAAAAUUGAUGACUUCUUUCUUUGUUUCGAGAUAAACUUUCCUGUGAGUUUAGAAAAAAAAAGACAAACUUUUCUGAAAUUGCUUGAUUUUGAAAACCCUAAAUCCCCAAUUUCCUUUAUCCUUCGAUAGUAAAUAUUUUUAAACUUAGUAUGGUUCUUUUGUUUGUUCUAUUUGCUUCCUGUGAUAUUAUGGUUCGUGCAGAUAUUAUAAUGAGUAAUAAUGUCAGCUUGUGUUCAUGACUUCACGAUUUAUUUUCAAACUGAGUAUUUUCAAAUUGAGUAAAUAUUUUCUAACUGAGUAAAAUUUAUGUUGUAUAUUCUUGUUCUAUUUCUUAUGUUUGUUCUAUUUGUUUUUUUUAGGGAAUGGCCUCAUCUUCGGGUAACAAGAAGUAUCCUCCGCGGCUUUACCAGAUUGGUAAAACACCGAAUCAAAGUAGGAGCAUGAACCACAGUUGUUUUCUAGGCAACUUACAAACGCUGAAAGAGAAUGUCGGCAAAGACGUUUGGGACGAGUUGAAAGAAUCAGCUGUAGGCGUGAUUAUCAAGCUGAAGGAGUUGGAUUACACUUGGUCUGCAAAACAUGUUCAUUACUUUCUCGUGAAUCAAUUGGCGGUUCAGAGCAGUCAUGAGGUUUGGUCUUUGAUAGUAGACCAGCCAAUGAGGUUCUCUUUGUAUGAGUUUGAAGAUAUUACCGGGCUGAAUUGUGAUCCCUAUGACACUGAAGAACAGUGGGAUGUGGCUCAUGAAGACUUUUGGUUGAAGAUGAAAGUUCCAAUUUCUGAAGGACCCAAGUUGAAUGAACUUCAAGCGCUUUUUUCGGUCAUCGGAAACUGGUCUAGAGAGGAGCGUGUAAUGGUUGGCUUAUUGUGUCUACUAUCCAUUGGGAUAUUUGGGAUUUCAAGCAAUAGUAGAAUACCUCUGCAUUUGGCGAAAAGGGUGAUGGAUCCAGCAGCUUUCCAGCGCUAUCCAUGGGGUCGUGUAGGAUUUUCCAGCCUUGUGGAUUCCAUAAAAAUGGUGACAUACGAAGUUGGGAAGAGCUACACACUACAUGGUUGUGUUCAUGCUUUGCUAAUUUGGAUAUAUGAGUCUGUGCCAGGUCUAGGAGAGUUAUAUGGCAAUCGGAUAGAGGAAGCUGAGGUUCCACUUCUGUCAUGGCAUGGUUCUCGUCAGCGUAUCAACUUCCCAAACUUCUGUGCACAAGAAAAGAAAAAAUAUCAGAAGAUUCGUGUAAGGCAUAUGAUUGUAAAAGCAAUGGAGGAUAGAUAUCCGAAAUGGGGUGAAGAUGAACCCCAUCAGGAUUUGGAUAACAUGAUAGUUGACAUCCUCAAUGAUCAGCUAAACGACAAGUUUUGGGAUGUAGUUCCAUCUACCAAGCCCCUGAAGAGAAAAACUCAUGUCACUGCACCUAGUGUUCCCGAUAGAGUGGAUGAGAGCCCCUCCACAAAACGAAAGAGGGAGAAAGAAGCUGCUCCAGAAAUGGAAGAAUCUCAUACUGAUAUGCCCACCAUCAACAUCACAAUACAAAAGUUGCUUGAGGCUGUUAACAACUUGAGUGGAAGACUAGAAACCAUGGAUGUUAGUGUAGCUGAAAGGGUUUCUAAGACAUUGGAAGCUUCUGUACAAGCUCAGAUGGAAGCUAGAAUCGGUUUAUUUGAGACUGAGCUCAAGAACAAGGUGGCCAUAUUACAGGAAGAAAUAAAUGUUCUUAAAGGGAAGGAUAAUGAAAAAACUCCAUCCGAUGCCGGCAACUCCAAAGCACACGAUGAAGACGACGCUUGUAGCAACUCAAUGUCAUGGAUGGUUCAGACAAAAAAAAGUUCUGUUGAUGGUUUACCAAUACAACGUGUCAUUAAAAAGGAGAAGAAUAAUAAGAAGACAAUGUCGGUGAAGGAAGAUGAAAUGCCAUUGAAAAAAGUGAAGACAGAGAAAGCAUUUAGUAUUCCCGAGCUAAAUGACCAAUCCAUUUCUUCAGAGGGAUGGGAGAAUCAUCUAAAUUGGGAGAAGAGUGUAAAGUGUAGAGAGGUCUUGGAAGCACUUUGUUCAAGUGUGGAGCCUAGACGCAGGCGAAAACCUCAGUUGACGAAGACUCAAGUUUGGCCUUAUGUAGGGAAUUCAACAGUGAAGCGUAUCAUAACUGCUGACUCUGUCUCUGAAGAAUCUUCUGACCCAUUAUCUAAGGUGGAUCCAGAGAAACUGCACACAGUAUUGGACUUCAUUAAGUCUGAUUCGGAAAAAGAUGAGUCUGGUUUUGCAGACAGAGGCGCAGUAUUUUAUUUGAGGUUGAUGAUACCGAGAGAAGCUUGGCCAAACAAUAAGUACGGCUGGUUGCAUGACACCGCUCCAUGCAGUCCCCAUCUCCAUAUUCUCCUAGAAUUGCAUUUCUCGAUCGUUGGUUUGUGCAGUCAUGGGUGAAUGACUACAAGAAGUCUCAUCAGACGCCAAAUGAGUUGUCAGAACGUUAUAGCAAGGCCUUUAAUGGAGAAUACCCAGAACAAUUUGUCACGGGUAAGAAGUGGCUUGCAGAUGUUGACACUCUCUUCCUCUGUCACCAUGUCAACGGCGAUCAUUGGGUUGCUUUAAGAAUUGAUCUUGUUAAGGAGGUAAUACAUGUGUAUGAUUGCAUACCAUCAGUGCUGAGUGAUAAGCAGUUGCACGAGGAGUGCAGGCCUUUCACGAAAAUGCUACCGGCAUUGCUCAACAAGAUGGUGGAGGAUCCAAAAUUAAGAACUAAGCGUGACAAGCAGUUCACCUACCGUAGGCACAAGAAGAUCCCCAAAAAUGAGGACCCAGGAGAUUGCGGCGUGUACAGUCUGAAAUAUAUUGAGUGUCUAGCUCUGGGGCGCAAUUUUGAUGGCUUAAGUGAUCAGAUUAUACCAGCACUGCGACUGAAGAUGGGAGCAGAUAUUUAUGGAGAGGUGGCUAUGGAGGAUGGAUGUAACUGGUAGGUUUGUGCUCGUCUUUGGAUUGAUGUAACUUGAAUUGGUUUUUGCUUUUUUGGAUGGAUGUAUUUUCGUUGGUUUUUUCUUGUUUUCGGAUGGAUGUAUUUUGGAUGU
Messenger RNA from Raphanus sativus (radish), 3622 nucleotides. RefSeq lists its product as uncharacterized. NCBI's taxonomy places the organism in Eukaryota, Viridiplantae, Streptophyta, Magnoliopsida, Brassicales, Brassicaceae. The transcript has 5 exons. Bases 933 to 2981 code for a protein of 682 amino acids. The record is from RefSeq and is a predicted model, not a curated record.